AUGGCAAACCUUUAUUAUGAUUUAAACGAUUAUUUCUACGAAUCAAACGACUUUCCAAUCGAUGACUACAAACAAGUGAGGAAUUCGCGUAAUUUUACGGGAAAAGUAGUGUUGACUACCGGUUCUAGUUCUGGCAUAGGGGAGGGUAUUGUCAAACUAUUCUCUGUAUUGGGUGCCAGUGUUGUGGUCACCGGACUGAAUGCCACUGAAAUUACAAGAGUUGCCGAAGAAUGUCAAGAAUUGUCACCAAAUAAAUUGAAGCCAUUAGAAAUAGUGGCCGAUUUGACCAAAACUGAUGACGUAAACAGACUGUUGAAUGAGACAAUUAAAACAUUUGGCAAAUUGGAUGUAUUGGUGAACAAUGCGGGCGUAUUAAAGCUGUCACCCCUUAGAGAUCCCAAUUUUAUGCAUGUUUUCGAUCAGACCAUUAGUAUUAAUCUGAGGGCUUAUCUAGAGUUAAGUCAAUUGGCAGUCCCUUACUUGGAUAAAACCAAUGGCACUAUAAUAAGCACUUCCAGUAUUGCAUCAUCACUCCCG
Oppiella nova is the source of this 537-nucleotide messenger RNA. NCBI's taxonomy places the organism in Eukaryota, Metazoa, Arthropoda, Arachnida, Sarcoptiformes, Oppiidae. The record is from the annotation of a GenBank genome assembly.